CUCCCCCGACUGCCAAACAUUUCCAUCUCAUUCAACAAAGUAUAGCAACUGCGAUGUUGAUCGUAAAAUAUCUGACUCGUUUAGGCUAAUAACCUAAAACGAAAGGCGUGUCAUUUACGCGCGAUUGGGCUGGGGGUAUUGGAAGGGAAGAAAUAAACACUGACCACCCAAAAAAACCAGCACCAACUCUGAGGGAAGAGGGCAAAGCUCGGAGAAGAGAGACGGGAAAGAAGAGAAGAUGAUGUCAGGUUACACCUCUAUCGACAACCAGAAGGUCUCCGGUUCCGUCCCUGCUGCUGCUCCUGUCGUCUCUGGCCCCGAUCGCAUUACUACUGUCAGAUUCACAGAGUCCAAUCUCCAGACUUUUCCACCUUCUUCCGAGACCCAUGGCAAGCUAUCCGCAGUUUUCCGCCCACCUUCUGAUGCCGAUGACACCUUCUCGAAGCCGGCUGCAGGGGGAUCGAGCGAGCCCCAGCCGACCGGGUGGAUGCAAUCAUUCACGGUGAGCGCUUAUAAACCCUACUUCGAUGUCGAUACCGCGGACGUGGUGGAAAGGAUCAGAGACUCCCUUUUCCCGUUCAGGGGGAACUUCACGGAGAAGACAGCAGACAACCCCGACUUGUAUGGACCUUUCUGGAUAUGCACGACUUUGAUCUUUGUAGCAGCUGCAAUUGGCACAUUUGUCACAUAUGUGGCACACAAAUUGCAGAAGAAAGAGUGGGAUUAUGACAUUAACCUGGUUACUUGGUCUGCUGGUUUAUUCUAUGGUUAUGUUACCUUUGUUCCUCUUGGUUUAUACAUUAUUCUCAAGUACUUCUCGGUACCAUCUGGCCUCAUUCAACUUUGGUGUCUAUAUGGUUACUCUCUGUUCAUAUUCAUUCCUGCCUCGUGUCUGUCUAUCGUACCUGUGGAGAUAUUCAGAUGGGUGAUUGUUGGUGUUGCUGGAUUCAUGUCUGCUGCUUUUGUUGCCUUGAAUCUUCGUUCACACAUAAAAUCUGCAGGUGAGAGGUGGUUUCUAAUCGUUGCUGUAAUAUUCCUGUUGCAGUUGGCUCUUGCUGUAGUCCUCAAGCUCUACUUUUUCACCAUAACAGUAGGAACAAAGUAAGCUCCCUUUUUACCCUUCUUUUGUGUAAGAAUAUAGCUGAUAAAGGUCAAUCUAGCUUCUCUAGUACAAACCACAUUCUUUCAAGCCAGCAAGUGUAUUAUUUAGUUCAUAAGUGCAUUCGUUUUGCAAUAUUCAGUGCCCUAAUUUAUUGGUAGCUGAACGUUUUAUUCUCA
Musa acuminata AAA Group (dessert banana) is the source of this 1278-nucleotide messenger RNA. RefSeq lists its product as uncharacterized. The transcript has 6 exons. The coding region runs from base 239 to 1105 and encodes 288 amino acids. Gene Ontology annotation, molecular function: small GTPase binding. NCBI's taxonomy places the organism in Eukaryota, Viridiplantae, Streptophyta, Magnoliopsida, Zingiberales, Musaceae. Gene Ontology annotation, cellular component: Golgi apparatus; membrane. The record is from RefSeq and is a predicted model, not a curated record. Gene Ontology annotation, biological process: vesicle-mediated transport.